AUGAAAAUAUUGACACAAUUAAUUUGGAUAGUUUUAUUUGCUAUAGUGAAUUUGGUUAAGGCUGAUUCCUCUUUGUUUACACUACAGCUAAAUGCAACUGGAACUAAGCUCGAAGGUUAUAGCCUAUAUUUAAGUGAUGAUGGUAGAUUUUAUAUCUCUCAAGAUGAAAAAACAAUAACAGGUUAUAUUCGUGAUGAUGAAAAAUUUGUGGUAGAAGGAAAUGUUACUGGUGAUGGUCGCAACUUUUUGUCGACUCAAGCGCUUUCAAGUGCUUGGAAAGAAUGCUCCCCUUGGACCAUUGUUGAUGGUGUUUUAGAACUUUAUGGUUUGUACAAUUUCCAUGUUUUCCCUGAAGGUAGUGUUGAUGAUUUAUAUGUUUUGGGAACUGGGAAGGCUCAAGGUGGAGGAGUUGAAUACCGAACACUAGUUACAAUUAAUCCAGUAUUGAGUGAUGGAUCGGUUCUUCAAACAUGGCCACCUGUUGAGUCGUCAUCCGAAGUUUAUUCUAGUGUUGCAUCAUCUGUUUCUUCUGAAGUUUCUUCUGAGGUUUCUUCUGAAGUUUCUUCUGAGGUUUCUUCUGAGGUUUCUUCUGAGGUUUCUUCUGAGGUUUCUUCUGUGGUUUUUUCUGAGGUUUCAUCUGAGGUUUCUUCUGAUAUUUCUUCUCAAGUCUCAACUACUUCACCUCUUGUCUCUGAUUCAAUCUCCGAAUCUGUUUCCGAGGUUUCUUCUGCAACGCCCUCUGAAUCUGUUUCUGGUUCUGAUAUAUUCACUCUCUACUUGAAUGCUACUGGCACUAAACUUGAAGGUUACAGUCUUUACCUUAGUGAUGAUGGCAGAUUUUAUAUUUCCAAGAUUGACAAAACUAUUACUGGUUAUAUUCGUGAUGAUCAAAAGUUGGUUGUUGAAGGAAAUGUUACUGGUGAUGGUCGCAACUUUUUGUCGACUCAAGCGCUUUCAAGUGCUUGGAAAGAAUGCUCCCCUUGGACCAUUGUUGAUGGUGUUUUAGAACUUUAUGGUUUGUACAAUUUCCAUGUUUUCCCUGAAGGUAGUGUUGAUGAUUUAUAUGUUUUGGGAACUGGGAAGGCUCAAGGUGGAGGAGUUGAAUACCGAACACUAGUUACAAUUAAUCCAGUAUUGAGUGAUGGAUCGGUUCUUCAAACAUGGCCACCUGUUGAGUCGUCAUCCGAAGUUUAUUCUAGUGUUGCAUCAUCUGUUUCUUCUGAAGUUUCUUCUGAAGUUUCUUCUGAAGUUUCUUCUGAAGUUUCAUCUAAGGUUUCUUCUGAGGUUUCUUCUGAGGUUUCUUCUGAGGUUUCUUCUGUGGUUUCUUCUGAGGUUUCUUCUAAGGUUUCUUCUGAGGUUUCUUCUGAGGUUUCUUCUGAGGUUUCUUCUGAGGUUUCUUCUGUGGUUUCAUCUGAGGUUUCUUCUGAUAUUUCUUCUCAAGUCUCAACUACUUCACCUCUUGUCUCUGAUUCAAUCUCCGAAUCUGUUUCCGAGGUUUCUUCUGCAACGCCCUCUGAAUCUGUUUCUGGUUCUGAUAUAUUCACUCUCUACUUGAAUGCUACUGGCACUAAACUUGAAGGUUACAGUCUUUACCUUAGUGAUGAUGGCAGAUUUUAUAUUUCCAAGGUUGACAAAACUAUUACUGGUUAUAUUCGUGAUGAUCAAAAGUUGGUUGUUGAAGGAAAUGUUACUGGUGAUGGUCGCAACUUUUUGUCGACUCAAGCGCUUUCAAGUGCUUGGAAAGAAUGCUCCCCUUGGACCAUUGUUGAUGGUGUUUUAGAACUUUAUGGUUUGUACAAUUUCCAUGUUUUCCCUGAAGGUAGUGUUGAUGAUUUAUAUGUUUUGGGAACUGGGAAGGCUCAAGGUGGAGGAGUUGAAUACCGAACACUAGUUACAAUUAAUCCAGUAUUGAGUGAUGGAUCGGUUCUUCAAACAUGGCCACCUGUUGAGUCGUCAUCCGAAGUUUAUUCUAGUGUUGCAUCAUCUGUUUCUUCUGAAGUUUCUUCUGAAGUUUCUUCUAAGGUUUCUUCUGAGGUUUCUUCUGAGGUUUCUUCUGUGGUUUCUUCUGAGAAUUCUUCUAAGGUUUCUUCUGAGGUUUCUUCUGAGGUUUCUUCUGAGGUUUCUUCUGAGGUUUCUUCUGUGGUUUCUUCUGAGGUUUCUUCUGUGGUUUCUUCUGAGGUUUCUUCUGUGGUUUCUUCUGAGGUUUCAUCUGAGGUUUCUUCUGAUAUUUCUUCUCAAGUCUCAACUACUUCACCUCUUGUCUCUGAUUCAAUCUCCGAAUCUGUUUCCGAGGUUUCUUCUGCAACGCCCUCUGAAUCUGUUUCUGGUUCUGAUAUAUUCACUCUCUACUUGAAUGCUACUGGCACUAAACUUGAAGGUUACAGUCUUUACCUUAGUGAUGAUGGCAGAUUUUAUAUUUCCAAGGUUGACAAAACUAUUACUGGUUAUAUUCGUGAUGAUCAAAAGUUGGUUGUUGAAGGAAAUGUUACUGGUGAUGGUCGCAACUUUUUGUCGACUCAAGCGCUUUCAAGUGCUUGGAAAGAAUGCUCCCCUUGGACCAUUGUUGAUGGUGUUUUAGAACUUUAUGGUUUGUACAAUUUCCAUGUUUUCCCUGAAGGUAGUGUUGAUGAUUUAUAUGUUUUGGGAACUGGGAAGGCUCAAGGUGGAGGAGUUGAAUACCGAACACUAGUUACAAUUAAUCCAGUAUUGAGUGAUGGAUCGGUUCUUCAAACAUGGCCACCUGUUGAGUCGUCAUCCGAAGUUUAUUCUAGUGUUGCAUCAUCUGUUUCUUCUGAAGUUUCUUCUGAAGUUUCUUCUAAGGUUUCUUCUGAGGUUUCUUCUGAGGUUUCUUCUGAGGUUUCUUCUGAGGUUUCUUCUGUGGUUUCUUCUGAGGUUUCUUCUGAGGUUUCUUCUGAUGUUUCUUCUGAGGUUUCUUCUGAGGUUUCUUCUGUGGUUUCUUCUGAGGUUUCUUCUGUGGUUUCUUCUGAGGUUUCAUCUGAGGUUUCUUCUGAUAUUUCUUCUCAAGUCUCAACUACUUCACCUCUUGUCUCUGAUUCAAUCUCCGAAUCUGUUUCCGAGGUUUCUUCUGCAACGCCCUCUGAAUCUGUUUCUGGUUCUGAUAUAUUCACUCUCUACUUGAAUGCUACUGGCACUAAACUUGAAGGUUACAGUCUUUACCUUAGUGAUGAUGGCAGAUUUUAUAUUUCCAAGGUUGACAAAACUAUUACUGGUUAUAUUCGUGAUGAUCAAAAGUUGGUUGUUGAAGGAAAUGUUACUGGUGAUGGUCGCAACUUUUUGUCGACUCAAGCGCUUUCAAGUGCUUGGAAAGAAUGCUCCCCUUGGACCAUUGUUGAUGGUGUUUUAGAACUUUAUGGUUUGUACAAUUUCCAUGUUUUCCCUGAAGGUAGUGUUGAUGAUUUAUAUGUUUUGGGAACUGGGAAGGCUCAAGGUGGAGGAGUUGAAUACCGAACACUAGUUACAAUUAAUCCAGUAUUGAGUGAUGGAUCGGUUCUUCAAACAUGGCCACCUGUUGAGUCGUCAUCCGAAGUUUAUUCUAGUGUUGCAUCAUCUGUUUCUUCUGAAGUUUCUUCUGAGGUUUCUUCUGAAGUUUCUUCUAAGGUUUCUUCUGAGGUUUCUUCUGAUGUUUCUUCUGUGGUUUCUUCUAAGGUUUCUUCUGAGGUUUCUUCUGAGGUUUCUUCUGAUGUUUCUUCUGAGGUUUCUUCUGAGGUUUCUUCUGUGGUUUCUUCUGAGGUUUCUUCUGUGGUUUCUUCUGAGGUUUCAUCUGAGGUUUCUUCUGAUAUUUCUUCUCAAGUCUCAACUACUUCACCUCUUGUCUCUGAUUCAAUCUCCGAAUCUGUUUCCGAGGUUUCUUCUGCAACGCCCUCUGAAUCUGUUUCUGGUUCUGAUAUAUUCACUCUCUACUUGAAUGCUACUGGCACUAAACUUGAAGGUUACAGUCUUUACCUUAGUGAUGAUGGCAGAUUUUAUAUUUCCAAGGUUGACAAAACUAUUACUGGUUAUAUUCGUGAUGAUCAAAAGUUGGUUGUUGAAGGAAAUGUUACUGGUGAUGGUCGCAACUUUUUGUCGACUCAAGCGCUUUCAAGUGCUUGGAAAGAAUGCUCCCCUUGGACCAUUGUUGAUGGUGUUUUAGAACUUUAUGGUUUGUACAAUUUCCAUGUUUUCCCUGAAGGUAGUGUUGAUGAUUUAUAUGUUUUGGGAACUGGGAAGGCUCAAGGUGGAGGAGUUGAAUACCGAACACUAGUUACAAUUAAUCCAGUAUUGAGUGAUGGAUCGGUUCUUCAAACAUGGCCACCUGUUGAGUCGUCAUCCGAAGUUUAUUCUAGUGUUGCAUCAUCUGUUUCUUCUGAAGUUUCAUCUAAGGUUUCUUCUGAGGUUUCUUCUGAGGUUUCUUCUGAGGUUUCUUCUGUGGUUUCUUCUGAGAAUUCUUCUAAGGUUUCUUCUGAGGUUUCUUCUGAUAUUUCUUCUCAAGUCUCAACUACUUCACCUCUUGUCUCUGAUUCAAUCUCCGAAUCUGUUUCCGAGGUUUCUUCUGCAACACCCUCUGAAUCUGUUUCUGGUUCUGAUAUAUUCACUCUCUACUUGAAUGCUACUGACACUAAACUUGAAGGUUACAGUCUUUACCUUAGUGAUGAUGGCAGAUUUUAUAUUUCCAAGGUUGACAAAACUAUUACUGGUUAUAUUCGUGAUGAUCAAAAGUUGGUUGUUGAAGGAAAUGUUACUGGUGAUGGUCGCAACUUUUUGUCGACUCAAGCGCUUUCAAGUGCUUGGAAAGAAUGCUCCCCUUGGACCAUUGUUGAUGGUGUUUUAGAACUUUAUGGUUUGUACAAUUUCCAUGUUUUCCCUGAAGGUAGUGUUGAUGAUUUAUAUGUUUUGGGAACUGGGAAGGCUCAAGGUGGAGGAGUUGAAUACCGAACACUAGUUACAAUUAAUCCAGUAUUGAGUGAUGGAUCGGUUCUUCAAACAUGGCCACCUGUUGAGUCGUCAUCCGAAGUUUAUUCUAGUGUUGCAUCAUCUGUUUCUUCUGAAGUUUCUUCUGAAGUUUCUUCUAAGGUUUCUUCUGAGGUUUCUUCUGAGGUUUCUUCUGAGGUUUCUUCUGUGGUUUCUUCUGAGGUUUCAUCUGAGGUUUCUUCUGAUAUUUCUUCUCAAGUCUCAACUACUUCACCUCUUGUCUCUGAUUCAAUCUCCGAAUCUGUUUCCGAGGUUUCUUCUGCAACACCCUCUGAAUCUGUUUCUGGUUCUGAUAUAUUCACUCUCUACUUGAAUGCUACUGGCACUAAACUUGAAGGUUACAGUCUUUACCUUAGUGAUGAUGGCAGAUUUUAUAUUUCCAAGGUUGACAAAACUAUUACUGGUUAUAUUCGUGAUGAUCAAAAGUUGGUUGUUGAAGGAAAUGUUACUGGUGAUGGUCGCAACUUUUUGUCGACUCAAGCGCUUUCAAGUGCUUGGAAAGAAUGCUCCCCUUGGACCAUUGUUGAUGGUGUUUUAGAACUUUAUGGUUUGUACAAUUUCCAUGUUUUCCCUGAAGGUAGUGUUGAUGAUUUAUAUGUUUUGGGAACUGGGAAGGCUCAAGGUGGAGGAGUUGAAUACCGAACACUAGUUACAAUUAAUCCAGUAUUGAGUGAUGGAUCGGUUCUUCAAACAUGGCCACCUGUUGAGUCGUCAUCCGAAGUUUAUUCUAGUGUUGCAUCAUCUGUUUCUUCUGAAGUUUCUUCUCGGGUUUCGUCUGAUGCUUUUUACUCUCAUACUACCUCUGUCUUUACUGAGUCAUCAGAAUCUCUUCCUGACUCUACCUUUUCUAUUCCUACAGAUCGAUCAUAUUUACCAUCCAGUUUUGAUAGUUCUGACUUUUUGACUGAACAUUCUGAUUUUCAAUCUACAUAUACUGAGUUAUCUUUUAGUCAAUUAUCGGAUUCUAUUAUUUCGUCCCAAACUUUUGAUUCCGAAACUAUUAGUCAGCCGUCUACUAUUUUACCUUUAUCUUCAUCAACCUCUCUUUCUCAAUUUGAAUCUUUUGAAAUUUCUUCUGAAGUUCCAUCCACAGCUACCAAUACUCCUACUAGUUCUCAAGCAACCUAUAGUAGCUCGUUCGAUUCCUUCAUUAACGAUAUUAUUAAUUCCAUUUUAGCAGCUCUUGAUGACAGUAACAAAUAUGAAUUAUUUUCUUCUUUGAUUAAUUCCAUAGUCUCUCUUUUUGUUUCUGCUCUUGGUUCUGCUCUUAACACUCUUUUCCUUUUCCUAUUUGGUUCUAGGUCUCUUCUUAAACGUGAUGCUUCUUCUGCCGCUAUUGAAGUUUUUCAGCAACUUAUUCUAUCUUUUUCCACCUGGUUUAAUACUUCUGAAUAUGAACAAUUUCUAUCCCUUAUUGCUGAAAUCCAUAACUUUGCAGAACCUUCAUUGGUUGAGUCUUAUGUUAGAAUUGCCACUAUUUCAACAUUUUCCUCUGCGGAAUCUAUAAUUUCUAAUUUAGUUGAUCAGGAUUUAAAUUUCUCCGAUGUUUCAUCUACAUUUUACAAGCAGUUUGAUCAAUUAAUUACUGAUAUAUCAGCUGCUCUUUAUCAAAAUACCCAAUCUAACUCUGGUAAAUCAUCAUCUUCCUUUAUUAACGAUGUUACUCUUUCUACUCAAAGUAACCAUUCUAACACUAGUAAAUUAUCGUCUUCUUUUAUUAACGAUGUUAUGGUUUCUACUCAAAAUAUCUACACUUCUUCUCCUUCAACUUCUAGCUUUGAUGAUUUCUUUACAAGUUCAAUUUCUUCUGAUGGAUAUUCAAUUGAGCCCCUAUCUACUAGCAUUUCCAUUGUUGAAACUCAAACUAAAAACGUCACCAAAUACGCUACUACAACGCAAAUUGACGGAUCAGUUACUAUCACAACAACCGUCCCUUGUGAAACAUCGUUGGAAACAGUUAUUAUCAGUCCAGAAUCCACUAUUACUCUUACCGAACCAUGUCCUAAAUGUAUCGCUACUACAAUUACCUCUGAUCAAGUAGUGACAUUAACAUUGACUAAUUCGAAUGAUCAAGUAGUUACUGUCACGUCUACAGAAGUGAUUUCACUAAUUGUUGAAGUUACUACUGCUGAAUCUGUUUACACAGUUGUCACAACAACUCUAUCUGAUAAACCAGAUAAUGAUUUUACUGUUACAGAAGUUUGCAGCAAGUGUAAAACUUCUGAAGUUGUCGAGUCCGGGGUUACUACUUAUACAACAUUAUCUAAUGAUAGGAUUGUAACUAUCACCGAGCCUUGUGAAACUACAUAUAUCAUUGUUGAAUCAGUUAUUACAUCUGGUGGGUCUAGUGGACUUACGACGUCAACUAUUUCUAGUAUUUCCAGUAAUACCAACAGUUAUUCAGCAACGAGAUCAGCUCCGACCGAAAUUGGCACUGCACUCUCCACUUCAUCAUCAUUAGGAAUUAUUUUUAGCGUCUCAGCUCCAAUUGAAACUUUGCCUCUAGUUGUUGAGUCUGUUACGACUUCCUCUGCCCUUAAUGAAGAGAAUUUGGUCACUUCUAGUAGUUUAGAUUCUUUACAAAGUCUAAAGACUACUGUUGUAGUUGAAUCAUGGUAUUCCACCUAUACUACAAUCCAUAGUGACAAAAUUGUGACUAUUACGGAGCCCUGUGAAACUACAUACACCAUUGUUGAAUCUGUCUUUUUGUCUCCAGCUUCUAGUGCUUUUACCACAUCGACAAUUUCAGCCUUUUCUGACAGUUAUUCAGAAUUGAAUUCAGAUAUAACUGACACUGCUCCUACUGUAUUCCCUUCAUCAUCAUUUGGUACUGUUUCCACUCUUUCAACACCGAUUGAAUUAUCAACCCAACUGGUUGAAUCUGUUUCAAAUUUUGUUGCUACCAGUGAAAACGUUUCAGUUACACUUGCAAGUCUUGUUACUUCAAAGUAUGUAAAACCCUCUGUUAUUGUCGAAUCAGGUGUGACAACCUAUUCAACAAUAUUGAGUGGAAGCACUGUGACCAUUACUGAGCCUUGUGAAACUACUUAUAUCAUUGAUGAAUCAGGCCUUUUACCUGUUACCUCAAGUUUUUAUAGCUCUUCCAUUAGUUCCAAGAGUUUCUCAACGUUGGAACUUCUUCACUCGGAAAAACACUCUUUUAUUUCUAAUUCAGAAUUAGUUAUUAGUUCCGCUAUUCAAACUUCUGAAGUCGACAGCUCCUUGCAAAACUCAUUAAAAACGAGUAACCUGGUCAUUACGUCGUCACAUUCUUCUAGUUCUAAUCUUCCAACACCAACUUAUGAUUAUUCCUCGAUAAUUACCAAUUCCAAUUCAUUUACCACUACUGCUACUAAUUCAGCUUCCCCAGGAUUUAAUUCGGAGACUAUAUUUUCAUCUUCAAUUGAUAAUGCCUCUCAAGUAACGCAUUCAUCUCUGGAAUCCACAAAUAAUUCGAUUAGUAGUACCAUGCCUAUUCAAGUCAACUAUGGUAACUCAUUAUCUUUCAAUAAAGUUAUGAUGUUAGUUGCAUUGACUUUAGUUUUAGUUUUAUAA
Magnusiomyces paraingens is the source of this 8523-nucleotide messenger RNA. RefSeq lists its product as uncharacterized. Lineage: Eukaryota; Fungi; Ascomycota; Dipodascomycetes; Dipodascales; Dipodascaceae. The record is from RefSeq and is a predicted model, not a curated record. The coding region runs from base 1 to 8523 and encodes 2840 amino acids. The transcript has a single exon.